Paramecium pentaurelia is the source of this 2809-nucleotide messenger RNA. The record is from the annotation of a GenBank genome assembly. Lineage: Eukaryota; Ciliophora; Oligohymenophorea; Peniculida; Parameciidae.
AUGAUCAAAUUAUCAAAGGUUGACAAACGCAUCUAUAAACAUUUAAAUUUGUCAAAUAAAUUACAAUGUCUUCUUAUUGAAGACAAGGAUGCUGAGAAAUCUGCAGCUGCUCUUAAUGUUUAAGUUGGAGCAUUAUAGGAUCCCAGAAAUGCUGAAGGUUUGGCUCAUUUUUGUGAACAUAUGCUAUUUAUGGGAACAACCAAAUAUCCUGAUGAAUCUGAAUAUCAACAUUUUAUAUCAAAACAUUCUGGAAUGACUAAUGCUUAUACUUCGGCAACGAACACUAAUUAUUUUUUUACUGUAGCUAAUGAUUAAUUAGAGGGAGCAUUAGAUAGAUUUUGUUAAUUCUUCAAGCAUCCUCUUUUUAAAGAAUCAUGCAUUUAAAGAGAAAUGAAGGCUGUUCAUUCUGAAUUUAAUAUGAAUUUAUAAAAUGACUUUUGGAGAAAAUUUUAAGUAAGUAAAUUAUUAGCACCAUCGAAUUCUUCUUAUUCCUAAUUUAUGAUUGGAAAUUUAGAUACUCUUGGUUAGGUUGAUAGACAAUAACUUGUAGAUUUUCAUUCUCGUUAUUAUUCUAGCAAUUUAAUGAAAUUAGUCAUUUAUGGAAAACAAUCUGUUGAAUAAUUGGAACACUGGGCAACUGAUAUGUUUAAUGAUGUUCCCAAUAAAAAUUACAAUAGACCAGAUGUAGAUAUUGAAGGUUCUAAAAUCAUAUAAAAUAAAUUAAUCAAAAUAGUACCUAUAAAUGAUGAAGAUCAUUUAGAUUUAGUUUGGGUUAUAGAUUAUUUAUAACCUCAUUUUCGAAAUUGCCCAGGAAAGUAUAUUGCUCAUCUUAUUGGUCAUGAAGGAAAAGGAUCACUAUUAAGUUACCUUAUCAAAGAAAAUCUAGCAUAUGAACUUUCAUGUGGAACAUCUGAUGAAGCAUUUAAAUUCUCAGAACUUUAUGUCAGUAUCAAAUUGACAAAAAAAGGAUUAUCUAUGUAUCAACAUAUAAUUGAAUUAGUUUUCAAUUAUUUAAAUAUUAUAUAAGCAAAUGCAUAAAUUUUUAAUGAAGUUAAAUAAAUCAAAACUUUAUAAUUUGAUUAUCUGGAAAAAUAGAAUCCUUUUGAUUUUGUUGGAGCUUUAGCAUCAAGAUUACAUUCAUAUCCUGUUUAAGAUGUCUUAAGGGCUCCUUAUUUAAUGGAAGAUUUUGAUUCAAAUCUAAUCAAUAAUACUAUUAAUCAAUUAAAAAGAAAUAACCUGAAUGUAUUUCUAUAAAGCUAGUAAUUUUAAGGGAAAUUAGGAAAAUUUGAGAAAUAUUUUAAUACUGAAUAUGAAAUUUCAGAUUUAUCAUUUGGAUUAUUCUAAAAUGUAAAUCAAAUGUUUCAUCUACCUAAUUUGAAUAAAUAUCUUCCAAAUUAAACUGAUUUAUUGGCAAAUCCUAAUAAUUAAUAAUAUCCAAAAAUAAUUUAUGAUUCAACAUAAUCUACAGUUUAUUUCAAAUAAGACAAUAAAUUUAAUGUUCCAAAAAUAUUUAUAAAAAUGAGACAAUAUUUAGAUUAAAUGGGAAAAUCUGUAUAAAAUGAAGUACUUGGUAUUCUUUGGUAAAGCUUACUCACAAUGCAUUUAAGAGAAUUGUUUUAUGAGGCAGAAGUGGCUUCAUUAUCUCCAUCAGUCAGCUUAGUAACUAAUGGAAUUGAAUAUUCAUUAGCUGGAUUUAGUGAUUCAAUUAAUAAGUUUUUACCAGAUAUGUUGAAAAAGGUUUUAGACUUUAAGGUUGAAAAUUAUAAAGAUAAUUAUGAUACAUAAUUAACAAAACUUGUUUGUGAUUUAGAAAAUUUUUCUCGUUCACCUCCUUAUUAAUAAGCAAGAAAUCUAUCUAAUUUAUUAUUAAGAGAUUGUGGAUCUUUUGAUCCAGAGGAUUUAUUAAAGACUAUAAAAUUGAUAACAUUUGAAGAUUUAAUUUACUUUUAGAAUCAUUUAAUGGAUAAAUGUAGAUUUGAAUGGUUAAUAUAGGGAAAUAUCUAAGAAAAUACUGCAAUUACUAUGGUAAAAUAAUCAGAGGAAUUGUUUAGAAAAUCCCUUAUAUUACAAAAGGAAGAAGUAUUAUAAAUCAGAUCUAUUAAUAUCCCUGAAUAAAUUAUAUACAAUUAUACAAGAUAUUUAAAUUCAGAAACUGAAACAAAUUCAAGUGUGAUUUUGUAUUUCUAAUUAGAGAGUGGAACAGUGAGAAAUCAAUUGAUAGUUGAUUUACUUUCAAAUAUAAUUAAGACUCCAUUUUUUUCUCAAUUAAGAACUGUAGAAUAAUUGGGAUAUGUUGUAUUCUCUGCUUCAAGUGAUGUAAGAGGUAUAACAGGCUUCUAAUUUUUAAUUUAGAGUAGUGAGAAAUGUCCUAAAUAUCUUUAAACUAGGAUUAGGUAUUAAAUUUUAAUUGAUUAAAUUUAGAGAAUUUAUAAAGACUUUUGGUAUGGAUGAUUUGGCUAGAGAGUAAUUUGAAGAAUAUAAAUAAUCAAUAAGAGUAUCAUUACUAGAGAAAGAUUUCUCUUUAGGUAGAGAAGUAGGAAGAUUUUGGGGAGAAAUUCAAAGACAUUAGAAUCUUUUUGACAGAAGAGAAUAAGCAUUGAGUUUGCUUGAUACUAUUGACAUUGAAGAGGUUAAGCGUUACUAUAAAUAAUAUUUAAUUGAGCAUCCUCAUUAAAUUGAAAUUCAUGUAGUUUCACCAUCUCAUAGAUAAGAAUAGGAUUCAUUACCUAAUACUGGAUUAAUGAGUACUAGUGCUGAAUGGAUCAAACGUCGUGUACCACUUUAUCCAGAUAUGUAUUCAUUAUUAUGA